Molecule: messenger RNA, 662 nt
Organism: Macrosteles quadrilineatus (aster leafhopper)
Lineage: Eukaryota; Metazoa; Arthropoda; Insecta; Hemiptera; Cicadellidae
Exons: 5
Coding region: 15-569 (184 amino acids)
Source: RefSeq, a predicted model, not a curated record
UCCAAACAAACAACAUGUUGGGGAUUUCGCUAGCUACAGGAUUGUUUUUCUUAAUUUCGGUUCGAGCAGAGCUGGAUUACAUUGGACCAUGCAGAAACACCAUUCAGACUGAUCCUAACGUAGAUUUUGAACAGUUUGCAAAGGAGAAUAAUGGAAAAUGGAACUUUGUCAAGAUUCCUGAUACACCGGCUCUUUCUGACAUUUCCAAUCUAGAACUUACCGUAAACAAGGGAGAAGAUGGGAUGUACAAAUCUACUAUCACUUCUGCAGUUGCACAGGGUAAAAAAAGAUUACUCUCUGACGAGACAAUAGAAAAUGCUGGAAAUGGACUGCUUAAAGCUACAACUAAAGAUGGAAAUGAGUUUCAAGUGUACUUCUUGAAAUACAAGCCAUCAAAGUAUGCAUAUUAUUUUGUCUGUGGAAAAAAUGGAGGGGACAAUAAUGUUGAUUAUCGUUAUGUUCUUUCACAUGAACCGCUAUCAGAAGAAGAUUCAGAUGACAUUUAUAAAUUGGAAAAACACUACAACUUCAAAGGAGAUCUGAAGGAAAUAUACACUGUGUUUUAUUAAUAAACUGUUCAGAAACAGUUAUAAAUGUUUCAAAAUAUUGUGCUAAAAAAUGUAUAGAUUUAUGAAUUUACAAUAAAAUUGUGUUUGAUAUUU